GGAGUGGAGGUGACUUAGGCACUCUCAGAGCAUCCAGGCUGACGGGUUACAGCCAAAGCACAAGAGCAGACAGACGGCCAAAGGAGAAACCCUCAGCUGAGUAACCACAGCCAUGUCAAAAGUUUAUAAGAAGAACAGUGGGAAUGGUUCGAUAUGCCUCUACAUGGGAAAGAGAGACUUUGUAGACCAUGUGGACAGUGUUGAUGUUGUUGAUGGCGUGCUCAAAGUGGACCCUUCAGAGCUUGACGGAAGGAAAGUAUGGGUGCAGCUGGUCUGCGCCUUCCGCUAUGGGCAUGAUGAUUUGGAUGUGAUUGGACUGUCCUUCAGGAAAGAUAUCUGGAUAAAGCACAUUCAGAUUUACCCUCCAGCAGCUGGAGAAAAGCCAACUAACACACCUAUGCAAGAUGCCCUCAUGAAGAAAGCUGGUGAAGAGGGACACCCCUUCACUUUUGUCAUGCCUACCAAUUUGCCAUGUUCUGUAACUCUUCAGCCGGCACCAGGUGACACAGGCAAGCCUUGCGGUGUUGACUAUGAACUGAAAGCCUAUAUUGCUAACGAGGCAGACAAUCCAGAUGAGAAAAUUUCUAAGAAGGACACUUGCCGUUUGAUCAUUCGUAAGAUCCAGUUUGCACCAGACAAGCUGGAGACUGGGCCCAAAUCCAGCAUCUUAAAGCAAUUCAUUAUGUCAGACAAAGCGAUUCACCUGGAGACCUCCAUAGAGAAGGAGGUCUACUAUCAUGGAGAUCCAAUCCCUGUCAAAGUGAAAAUAAACAACGAGACUAAUAAAGUGGUCAAGAAAGUCAGAAUUUCCAUUGACCAGACAACAGACGUUUUGCUCUAUUCAGCUGACAAAUACACCAAAGUUGUUCUGUGUGAAGAAUUUGGGGACCAAGUGAACAGCAACGCUACAUUGGAGAAGGAAUACAAAGUCACUCCUCUAUUGGCCAACAACAAAGAAAAACGUGGUCUGGCAUUGGACGGCAAGAUAAAAGAUGAAGACACCAAUCUUGCAUCUUCAACACUUCUGGGAUCAGGCGUGGACAAAGACAUACAGGGCAUUUUGGUCUCCUACAAAAUUAAAGUUAGCCUCAUGGUGGCCAGUGGUGGUCUCUUGGGGAACCUUACAUCCAGUGACGUCACUGCAGAUAUACCUCUGGUUUUGAUGUCACCAAAGCCAGCAGAUGUCACGGACAUCAAACUCGAAUAGACCAACUGGCAGAUAGUAGUGAGGAACACCAAUGGAAGAAACCAGGAUCACGCACAGCCAGACACAGCAUGGGCACCUUCACUCCAUGUUAACUCGCACACCUGAACACCAUGCAUUAAUGGAUGGGAUCUCAAAACUACAGGUCCCUAUCAUUAGACUAGAGUCCUCUCACAAUGAACUCAGCUAAACCUCAGGCCUGUUAAACUACAAUGUCACUCAAUUUGACUUUGUUAUUUUCGCCUUUAUCGUGUGAACUCAGUUUAGAAUUGUUUUGUUUUUGGACCUGAAUCAGUUGUACAUGAUUUAAUAGAACAAGAAAUAAACAGAUAUUUUACCUAAUGAUAUGUUAAAUCUAGUGAUUGGAUGCAGUGUGAAAGGGAUAUUAAAAACCUUGAAAACAUCAAUACAUGGUUUAUAGUUUAUUGGACAACUGUAAGCUCUUUCUUCCUCUGAAUAUCUGCUUAGUGCAUUUUUUUAAAACAGUGGCCCAUAUUAAUUUGCGUAUUGCGAGUUGCGCUCAAAUCUGAUCAUAAAAUGUGCAAAUCGGACUUUCAUUGGUUUCAUCUUUCACCUCACGUCUGGUAGGAGCGUGUGUAAAUUUAAGUAGCGAUAAUAGUUUAAGCAGUUUAUUAGUUUGAGUAGUAAUGGUCUACCAACCUCAAAAAAGCAGUUAACUAACUAAAACUAGAUUCAAUGUAAUCUAUGAUACCAAUAAUAAGAAUAAAAAAUGGAGAGAAAAAAACAAUAAUAAUAAUAAUAUAAUGAUAAUCAUUUGUGCACAGGGCAAUCCAGUACAAAGUGAAUGUACUUAUUUUAUAUGCAUCUUGAUAUAAACAAAUUCUGCAACUAUUCCAGGCUCAUUUAAGAACAUUGAAAUAUUAAUUUCUAACACAGACAACUGUCUACAGUAAAUUCAGACACUGUGGAAAGACACUGUGGAAAGAUGUCACGACCUGAGGUAGACUUACAAAUCUGGACUGAUGACUGAGCAGGCUAAUUAGCUUCCAAUGUAAAUUACUGAAAGCUCUCUGUUGUCUCUUUGUUUUCUUCCCAUGUUGUAGCAGAUAACUGUGGAGCAGAUAACUGUUCUUCAUGUAGACCCUUCUGUAAAUGUUUUUUGUAGAUUUAAUAGCAAAGGUCUCAUUUUGAAGUUGUGAUAGAUUUGAAUAGUUUUAUUUAUAUUUAAAUAUAUAAUAUUUAGAUAAUGAUGUCUUACAAUUUGUCAGAAAUGAUCAAUCAGCUAUGUUUGACAUAAAACGAUUUCUAUGGAAAAUUUGUUUAUAAGCCAAUGACUUCAAAAUUGUGGGAAAAAAAUUCAAAUGAUGUGUUUUCAAUCAUGUAAUCAUUACGGUCAUGUUGGUUUUAUGUGUUUUUGAAUAAUUUUUACACUAUUUUAAAUUAAAUAUUUGAUUAAAUAAGCAUGGAGAUGUUAAGUGGGCUAAACUGAUACCAACAUAAAAGAAAAUAUUUUUAUGCAUUGUAUGAAAAAAAAAAACAAGGCACAUAUUUGUUUAAAAUUAAUGUCACAUAAUAAAUUGUAUUGUACUUAU
Messenger RNA from Pygocentrus nattereri (red-bellied piranha), 2757 nucleotides. It is a transcript of the gene arr3b, whose product is annotated as arrestin 3b, retinal (X-arrestin). Gene Ontology annotation, molecular function: G protein-coupled receptor binding. Gene Ontology annotation, biological process: visual perception; G protein-coupled receptor internalization; signal transduction. NCBI's taxonomy places the organism in Eukaryota, Metazoa, Chordata, Actinopteri, Characiformes, Serrasalmidae. Bases 113 to 1207 code for a protein of 364 amino acids. The record is from RefSeq and is a predicted model, not a curated record. The transcript is spliced from 16 exons.